Messenger RNA from Phaedon cochleariae (mustard beetle), 3021 nucleotides. The record is from the annotation of a GenBank genome assembly. NCBI's taxonomy places the organism in Eukaryota, Metazoa, Arthropoda, Insecta, Coleoptera, Chrysomelidae.
UUCAAAUUGUGUUUGUAAGGUGCGUUUAUUGUUUUGACAGAUUUUACAUCAUCGGAUUCAGAGAGAUACCUACUUGGUACAUAUAGUGCGCGAAUACGUCUUUGUUUUGUAUGUGAAUUCAUGAUUUAAUGGAGGACAAAUAACAGAAAGACAAGAUGAACAAGUACUUCAAGCUAUUCUUUCACAGGGUCCUGAAAGACCUGAAACAAAAGGAAUUGCUCCCUUUGAAGUUAUUGUUUUUUAUGCAUUCAUCUACCAUUUUAGUCUUAUACCCAUAUCUAACCAUACACAUGAGAGCUUUAGGAAUAAAUGUUGAGGAGACUGCAAUCAUGUCAGCAGUAACUCCUGCUGUUGUUAUACUGAUGCCACCUCUAGCAGGAAUGAUAGCUGACAAAAUAGGAAACUUCAGGGUACUACUUGCCUCUUUCUCAGCAAUUGGUGGAGCCUCAGCUCUACUGCUGCUCCUGGUUCCAGUGGGAAGAGUGACAAUCACCUUUCCAGACAGACUGGUGUUCGGUUUAUCCUGCGAAACUAACUCAACCCCUUUACUUUCCUUGCAUCAGGAAUAUCCGUGUACAACUAUCGAUCCAGACAAAAUACUAGAUACAGAAAUAAAACUCGAGUCCUGCGGAUUCGCUUGCCAAGCAAUUCUCAACCAAAACUAUACGAAUACCAUAAUUCAGACCAGGAGUUACGACGUACAGAUUUACGAUAUCCAGAACAAUGCCACACUAACCUACACCUACAAGCUCAGCAAGGACGAUAUCCACGAACCUGAGCCUAUAUCCAAAGCUAAGAAUCAGAAAACUCUGAAGAAUAACGAGAAGUUUCGGACCUCUGUGAGGAAGCUAUCCAAGAACUCUUUCUAUUUUCCAACAGUGUCCAUGUACAACUUUUCUUGCGAUAUGUCAAAGGAGCCUGCAGUCAGUUGUGUUCUAGGCAGCAGAGACCAGUUCGAGAAAUUCCAGAGGAUUCUCAGUCCUUGGAAUGCAGGAAUCAAACAGCAAAUAAUAGAACACAAUGAUUUCGAAGAGAAUAGGCAGAUAUACCGGAUUGAAUAUAUAAACUCCAAGAAGAAAGACAACAUAACUUGCCUGGAAAACUCUGCUAUGUCUGGAAAACACAUAUCAGUAACCAUCCCAAUAAAUACUACUAACUCGACCGUCCAACAUUUAGAUUUGGGAAGCUGUUCCCAUAGAUGUCUGGCUACUAGCCCCAGGAAAACGGUUUGUUCGAAUCAGAAAACAGUCAUAGAGCUAGACAUGAGUCUGACAUUUUGGUCAUACCUCAGCGUUAGAGUUUUUGUGGGAAUCAUAAGUGGUACUUCAUUUGCCAUGUUUGAGGGAGCAGUUAUCGCGAUAUUGAGAGAACAUAAGGCUGAUUAUGGCCUACAAAGGAUAUAUGCUACAAUAGGUGGAAUGAUCAGUUCACCUCUGUCUGGCUGGAUGAUAGACUAUGCAAGUAGAGGCAAAGGUUAUACGGAUUUCAGGCCGAUAUUUUUUUUGUAUGCGGCAUUGAAGCUGGUGAGUGGAUUUCUGAUGUUAUUCAUUAACCUGGAGUUCAAAAAGGCAGCUUCCAGUGUGAUUACUGAAGUAGUAACUGUACUUAAAAAACUGGAGUUGAUAGCAUUGUUCGCUUCAUGCAUAAUGUUAGGUUGUGCAUGGGGUUAUAUAGAAAGCUUCCUUUUCUGGUUAAUUGAUGACCUUGGAGGUUCAAAAUCCCUGAUGGGUCUUACAGUGACAGUUGGUGGUGUAGUGGGCAUACCUCUACUAGUACUAUCAGGGCCAAUAGUGAAAAAAAUUGGACAUGCGAACGUUAUUUCUAUUGGAUUCGUUUUCUAUGCAAUACGACUCCUAGGAUACUCCCUGAUCUACAAUCCAUGGCUGUGUCUCAUCUUUGAAGCUAUGGAGUCUAUCACUUUCGGAUUGAGUUUCACAGCUGCUGUGACUUAUGCUGCCAAAUUGUCCACUGUUACUACUGAUACCAGCGUUCAAGGAAUGUUGGGUGGAUUAUAUUAUGGGGUUGGCAAAGGAAUUGGUAGUCUCAUUGGAGGUUACUUGAUAGAACCUAUCGGUAUAAGACAUACUUUCCAGGUGUUUUCUGUAGCAACGAUCAUCGUAGGUAGCAUUUACUUCAGUUUUUAUCACAUUUACAUGAAGAAACACCCCUCUGAGGGUACAGACAUAACCAAAAAGGAUGUGCCACCAAAGGCUCCCAGCGAUUUUGACUUGAAAGCUAUGGAAAUCGCGGAUAUUCAGUCAGAUCUGCCAGUCGUAUAUGAAGAUGCGAUGUGUAAUCCGGCGUAUGAAACAACUGAAGCGGAAGAUGAAGAAAACGAAGAAAAUGAAAAAGACCAUCACGCUAUGAAAACUAUAGUCAAUGGACAAAUUCGACAGAACCAAGGAGAGACGUAAUUUUGAAACUAUUUUUGACAUUCAUCCAAUAUGGAUAGAAAUUUUAUUUUUGUGAUAGGCCAAACUACCUGAGAAUCAAACUCAGGCAAAUUAAAUAAAUUAAUGAUUGAUGGUCAGUUUUUCAUUAUCUAGCUGUGACAAUUAACUGAUGAUAUCAUUGCUUGAGAUAUUUGAACAAGCUAUUGAAAAACUGGCUCUGAAUCCUUCAGUUAUAGGAAACAAUAUAAACAUAAAACUCCAUCCAUACCACAGAUUGCGUAAGCGAUCAUUUUGUGACCUUAUAGUUACUAUAGGUAAGUAGAUAGUGUUUUAUUAUGAAUGAUUGUGGAAUGAUUCACUGUAUCUGUGAUACUACUUUUUUAGUUGGAAUAUUAUUUUUACGUGAACUGCAGACUUCAGAAGUCGAUCCAAAAUUCUCACAAAAAACUUGUUAUUUCAGUUUACUUUCAAAAAAAUAUAUGUUAAUACGUGAUGGAAAUAGGAGAAUUGAAUUCAUAUGAAUAAAUGGCAUAACAAAACUGUAGUUCAAAAUAAUAUAUUACUAGAAGAUGUUUAUUAUCAUGUAAAUCAUUGUAAAUAAUAAUUUUAGAUAUACAUAUAUGAAAUC